GAGCGGGGCUCCGGGGCCGCAGCUCGCCCUCGCCCAUGGCUGAGGGCCGGCGGCGGGAGGACGAGGAGGACGAGCUGCGCGAGCGCCGCGAGCUCGGGGGUCCGCGCCGCGCCCGGGGCCGUGCGCUCUCGGGCCACGCGGCCGCAGAUCGCAACGAACGAAAUAAACCAGAGCAUCGUUCUUCCAGCCAAGGACCCUUGUCAUCUAUUAGAGCUGUAAUCAAGAGAUCAUCUCGGACUUCUAUUCAAAGUGAACUUCAUCGGGAUAGGAGACGGCCAGAGAUCACCAUUGUGGCAGCGGAGCCUCUGAGGCCAGCCGCGUGGUUUCCACGAGGCCCACCCCCAGGCCUGGGAUUUCCCCCGACUCCUGAAGCUGGCCCUUGGAGGCCAAAUGAACUGGUUCCUGCUGAGCUCCCACCCUCUUAUGAACAAGUCAUAAAAGAAAUCAACCAAGUUCAAGUUAAUGCUACAAAUAAUAAUAAUGCUGCUGCCACUCCAAGGCACACUAUUACUUCUGCAACUCAGACGGACUUUUUAGAAGAAAUAGACAACCAUCUGCCUCAAACACUGCAGGCACCUCUCAAGCCUCUGCAGCGCCCUCCAACAGUCUCAUGUGGCGAUCUUCCAGCAAAUGUAGCGCCUUUAAUAGUCUUUGAUAUUUCCGAUGAGCAGAAUUGUCCAGAAAACACCAGUGCUACAAGAUGUCCUGUGCCAAGACCAAGAUCAAAAAGCAACCUCAGGCCAAUAGUUAGAGAUACUAACAUUAAAGAAAAAAGUCACCAGAAAAUCAGUCCAGCAAUCCCAGAAGAGCAGUCAUCCCUGGGCCGGCCCCAGUCUCUGCUGGAUAACAACGACUUAGAUAGUCAGACAGUGAUGAACAUUAUGAACACAGAACAAAGUCAAAAUAAUAUUGUUUCAAGGAUCAAAGCAUUUGAGGGUCAGACAAAUGCAGAAACCUCGGGCUUGACCAAGAAACCAGAAAUUACUCCCCGUACACUUCCCCCAAAGCCUGCUGUUUCCUCAGGGAAACCUUCUGUGGCUCCCAAACCAGCUGCUAACAGGGCUUCUGGGGAAUGGGACUCGACUGAAAACAGACUCAAGGUGACCCCCAGGGAAGGGUUCACCCCAUACUCUUCACUGAAAGAAGCAGGAAGCACCCCUGUAACCAAACCUGAAUUGCCAAAGAAACCAACUCCUGGCCUUAUACGAAGUGGUAAUCAUGAGAUUUCGGGAGGAGGGCCUGUGGUCGAGAGUCCUGGUGUUGGGAGGAAAGUCCCAACUCCAGCUCCACGGCCUUUGCUGCCGAAGAAAUCAGCUUCCUCGGAAAACCCUCCGUGCCCUUCAGCUCCACCUAAACCAGUCCCUGUGCCUCCCCGACUCUCGGUAGCAUCACAAGCCAAAGCAUUCAGGUCACUGGGAGAAGGGCCCCCAGCCUCUCCCCCAGUUCCAGCUCUGCAAAGCAAGCCCCUGGCAGACAUUGACCUCAUCAGCUUUGAUGAUGAUGUUUUGCCCUCCUCAUCUGGGAACCUGGCUGAAGAAUUUGUUGGUUCAGAAGUGGUUCUAGAUCCCUUUCAGCUCCCCACAAAAACAGAACCAACAAAAGAAAGAGCAAUUCAACCACCAACCACCAGGAAGCCCACUGUAAUUCGAAUUCCAGCCAAACCAGGAAAAUGUUUACCUGAGGAUCCACAAAGCCCACCUCCACUCCCUGCUGAAAAACCUAUUGGAAACACUUACAAUGUAGUGUCUGGAAAACUCAGUAACGUUGACAGAACAAAAAAUGUGGAACCCGACCAUACAGGUGAAACAGGAAGUUCUGGGCGAGGACCCCCAAGGCUGCCACCAAGACCUGUAAACGGAAAAGUGAUUGUAAUUCGACGACCUCCUCCCAAAGGGGCCCCUGAGAGACCACCUCCCCCCAAACUUUCUGCCACUAGAACAUCAAGCAAAAUGCAUUUCAAUCGGUCCUCUUCUGACAUGGAUCUUCAGAAAAAACAAAGUCACCUGGCAUCUGGACUCUCAAAAGCCAAGAGUCAAGUCUUUAAAAGUCAAGAUCCGGUGCUACCCCCUCGCCCCAAACCAGGACACCCUCUGUACAGGAAAUACAUGCUACCUGUGCCUCAUGGGAUUGCCAGUGAAGACAUUUUGUCUCAAAACCCUGGAGAACUCUCUUGUAAGGUAAAGCAGAGCUCUUUCUUUUUUUGUUGUUGUAUUAAAUUCUUUUAUCCCCGUUUGGCCCCUAAGGAUUCAAGCCAUGCUCAGAAGCCUGUUGACAGUAAUACUCCUCAUGCUGUUGUUCUUCAUGAUUUUCCAGCAGAGCAAGUUGAUGAUUUGAACCUCACAUCUGGAGAAAUUGUUUAUCUUCUCGAAAAAAUAGAUACAGACUGGUACAGAGGGAAAUGUAGAAACCAGACUGGUGUGUUUCCUGCCAACUACGUCAAAGUUAUCGUUGAUAUUCCAGAAGGAGGAAGUGGGAAAAGAGAAUCUGUUUCAUCUCAUUGUGUUAAUAAAGACCCAAGAUGCAUUGCUCGGUUUGAAUACAUUGGAGAUCAGAAGGAUGAGUUAAGUUUCUCAGAGGGAGAAAUAAUUAUUCUUAAAGAGUACGUGGAUGAAGAAUGGGCCAGAGGGGAGCUUGGAGACAGAACCGGGAUCUUCCCCCUUAACUUCGUGGAGCUUGCUGAGGAUCACCCCCGCUCCGGGCCAGAGGUUUUAAGUACAAAGGUACCACUGAAGACCAAAAAAGAAGAUUCUGGCUCAGAUUCUCAGGAUAACAGCCUUUCUGGAGAGUGGUGCAAAGCUCUUCACAGUUUUACAGCUGAGACCAGUGACGACUUGUCUUUCAAGAGGGGAGACCGGAUCCUGAUCCUCGAGCAGCUGGACUCCAACUGGUACCGGGGCCGACUUCGUGACAAGGAGGGGACCUUCCCUGCGGUGUUCGUGCAGCCCUGCCCAGCUGAGGCAAAAAGUAUGUCUGCUGUAGGUCUGAAGGGGAGAAAGGCCAAAGCCUUGUAUGAUUUCCAUGGGGAGAAUGAAGAGGAGCUCUCCUUCAAGGCUGGAGAUGUCAUAUCAGAGCUGGAAUCUGUAGAUGAUGACUGGAUGAGCGGAGAACUAAUGGGAAAAUCUGGCAUAUUUCCCAAAAACUACAUUCAGUUUUUACAAGUCAGCUAAAGGUGACGCUUGACUGUUCCUGGGCAUGAGAACUCACUUGAACUAUCAACUCUGACUAUCAGAUAUGUUUUUGCACUAUUUUUUUAAACAGAAAUAUCUAAGGUGUACAUGGUACAGUAGAAUUUUCUGAAAGCAGAAAACUUGCAGAUUUUGUGGUCAGCUUUCUUUCACAGUAUAAGCGUGUACACAGAAACCCAUGAGCUAGGGAUCCACAAGGGAAACAUCUAGCAGGAUUAGCAAGACAGAGAGACACGUCCCUGGGGAGGGCGUCUGGUGGCACGGCAGCAUGGGGAGGCUUCCAAGCAGAAGUCAGACUUGGACAUCUGUUUUAAUCAGCACAAGUGAAUUAACCAUGCUUCUUCAUUUUUUACUUUAGUUUUAAAAAGAGGACGUUUGACAUUCUACAUGCUGUAACUAUCAGGACAUGGUUGGUAAUCUAAAUUUCAUUUCUGAUACUCAAAUUAAUUCUAACAGCUUGAGCACAUUAGCCUUAGUGCCAGGACAAAUCCUUGCUUCAGGAGGGACAGUUGUUGAAGUAGUCGGAGCGUUUGUAAGCACAUGAAAUCAGCUCCCACUUGCCAAAUGCUCCUGUGUUACUAUUUAUCAUUUGCCUGAAGAUUUGAAAGGGGUCAAAAUUCGAUGUAUCUUACUUAGUGAAAAGAACCAAAACCACCCAUGAAAUGCCUUGCUGAUGCAACUAACCCUUCCACAUAUGUGCCAUACUUAAUUCUUUCCUCAGUGUAUACUUUGUGUUAACAGCACAUUUUCUGAAUCUGCAAUCAUUCCUUUGACAAUAGUGGUACCCAAAGGAAAAUUCAUUUUCUUUGCCUUACCCCAGUAAUAUAUAAAAGCUGUGUCUUGUUAUAGUAGUACAUUAUGAAUUACAUAUGAUAUCUUAGAAUGCAAAGCAAUUGUUAAGAUGAAAAACAGUUCCAAGACCCCACAGCUCCUUUCUGUGCAAUAUAAUCGGAAAGAAAAAUAAUUUGAGAAGACUGAAGGUUGGUACUUUUCCCCCCCAGCUCAUCUCUGCACAAUUAUUAGCGUGAACCAAAAACCACUUUCUUGCCAUCCAUUGUUACACAUUCCAAGCUUAACAGUGGUUCUUUGAAUGACUGAAUCAAUUACAGUUUAUGGGCUUGAGCCAAAUAGGUUGAAGACAAUCUUCCAAACAGAUCAAUGGAAUGAAAUUCCAUUGGAAAUGUGAAAUACUUUGCCAACAAUGUUCAUGACUUUCUUCUAUUUUUGAGAAGAGUUUCAUAUGCUGGACCACUUUUUAAGCUUUUGUUGUUUUUCCCCAUUGUCCAAAAAGCCUAGGCAGCCAGUGAUUCCAGCGUUAGCUGAAUACCAUGAGGAGUUCUGUAAGGAAGCAAUAUUUACUCUGUCCUUGACUGAAGCUCAUCUCCCAGAUGUAUGUUACAUUUGAUUGUAGAGUACAGCAGGUGUGUUUUCUACAUUUUGAGUAAAGAAGAGAGUAUAAAGAAAAUUCUCAUCAAAUUUCUCUCAAAAGUAACUUCAUGAGAAAUGGAUGACUGAAAGCAUUAUCCAAACUACAUGCUCAUUGGCAAUGAGUUGUACAUCAGCAGUAAGGGGCAAAGGUACAGAACGGGACGUGAGCUUUAUGUCUUUGCCUGUAGUUGUAACAUCAUAUAUUGAGCAUUCUGAAAACCUACCUUUACUAGAGAAAAAGAAUCCCUCUUAAAUGUUACCUUCUGUAAGCAGAAUAAGUGCAAUAGUUGUAAAUCUACUUGACACUUAUAAUCAACUGAACAGAACUUCUCAAAGUCUCUUUCGGAAACUAGACUGAAUUUUUGAGUGGGGAUGGUAUUCUUACCUUUAUAUGUCCAGUCCUUUGUACUGUACUGGGUGGAUGCCUGGGUGGGUGGAUGGAUGGAUGGAUGACUUUCACAUUUAGCAAUACCCUCUUAGAUUUACUCAAUAUUAUUUCUCUUUAAUUUGUUGAGAAAAAAUCUAUAUCAAAAUAAAAUUCAUAGUUACCAUGUUCUGUUUCGCUCUA
Messenger RNA from Heterocephalus glaber (naked mole-rat), 5181 nucleotides. The record is from RefSeq and is a predicted model, not a curated record. NCBI's taxonomy places the organism in Eukaryota, Metazoa, Chordata, Mammalia, Rodentia, Bathyergidae.